AGUGCGUACGUAGCACUAAGAUUAGGACAUUCGAUUUUUAAAACGUUGUUGUUUAAACGUGAGAAUAUAGGUUUUUUGGCAAGAUGUCUGACGCCGCUGCAACCCCUGCACCUGCUCCAGCAGCCCCAGCAAAGGCUGCUUCUCCAGCUAAAAAGGCUGCAAAGAAAAAGGCAAAGAAGCCCUCCAAUCACCCAAGAUAUUUUGACAUGAUCGUUGAGGCUAUCCAAGACCUAAAGGAAAGAUCUGGAUCUUCCAGGCAAGCUAUUUGUAAAGCUAUUAUGGCCAAGCACCCUGGCGUGGGCUCCGAUCCAGUGGUUGUAAACAAUUGUGUAAAGAUGUCCCUGAAACAGAGUGUCAAGAGCGGAAAACUCAAACAGUCUAAGGGCACGGGAGCAUCGGGCUCCUUCAAGCUCGGAGAUGUAAAAGCUGCCCCGAAAAAGAAGGCAAGUGCGGCGAAGAAGAAGCCAGUUGCAGCCAAAAAACCAAAGGUCGCAAAGAAACCUAAGAAGGCAGCGGCAGCUAAGCCUAAAAAAGCUACCAAGCCUAAAGCCAAAAAAGAAAAAGCAAAGAAAUCUCCCAAAAAGGCCAAGCCAGCAGUAAAGAAAACCGCCAAGCCUAAAGCUGCUAAACCCAAGAAGGCAGCAAAGCCAAAAGUAAAGAAAUCCCCAAAGAAGGCUGCAAAGAAGUAAAAUUGACAAUCGACUUUUUGAACCAUUGACUAAAUGAGUUAUGUGAGCGAUCUGUGGCAUUUUGUAAAAGUGCAAAUUUUGAGCCGGAUAAAAGCAAUUCGUCCUGUAAACAUCCAUUUGUAUAUAUUCAUUAAUUUCAUCAACUCGUGUAAAAUAAAAUCAUUUCCUUACAA
Messenger RNA from Lingula anatina, 862 nucleotides. RefSeq lists its product as uncharacterized. Gene Ontology annotation, cellular component: nucleosome; nucleus. Gene Ontology annotation, molecular function: double-stranded DNA binding; nucleosomal DNA binding; structural constituent of chromatin. The record is from RefSeq and is a predicted model, not a curated record. Gene Ontology annotation, biological process: chromosome condensation; nucleosome assembly; negative regulation of DNA recombination. Lineage: Eukaryota; Metazoa; Brachiopoda; Lingulata; Lingulida; Lingulidae.